AUGGCUGAUACUAUAGAGCGGCAUACAUUUAAGGUGUUCAACCAGGACUUUACGGUUGAUAAGCGGUUUCAGCUUAUCAAGGAGAUUGGGUGCGGUGCUUACGGUAUAGUAUGUUCGGCGAGGUUUAUGGGGGCGGCUGAGGACACUACGGUAGCAAUUAAAAAGGUGACUAAUGUAUUUACUAAGACGUUACUGUGCAAGAGGUCUCUGCGUGAGCUGAAGCUGCUAAGACACUUCCGAGGUCACAAGAACAUUACAUGCCUAUAUGAUACUGAUAUUGUUAUUCUUCCGGAUGGGACUUUUAACGGGUUGUACCUUUAUGAGGAGUUGAUGGAGUGUGAUAUGCAUCAAAUUAUCAAAUCUGGGCAACCUCUGACGGAUUCACAUUACCAGAGUUUCAUCUAUCAGAUACUGUGUGGUUUGAAGUAUAUACACUCAGCUGAUGUAUUACAUAGGGAUUUGAAGCCCGGUAACCUUUUGGUUAACGCAGACUGCCAGCUCAAAAUAUGCGACUUUGGUUUGGCAAGGGGAUUCAGUGAAAAUCCCGUUGAGAAUAACCAGUUUUUAACGGAAUACGUUGCUACGAGGUGGUACAGAGCGCCAGAGAUCAUGCUAAGCUAUCAAGGGUACACAAAAGCUAUAGACGUUUGGUCGUGUGGGUGCAUCCUUGCAGAAUUACUUGGGGGUAAUCCUAUUUUCAAGGGGAAGGAUUACGUUGACCAGCUGAAUAGGAUAUUGCAAGUUCUUGGUACCCCAGCGGAUGAUACAUUGAGAAGGAUUGGGUCUAAAAACGUCCAGGAUUACAUUCAUCAGUUGGGUGUUAUCCCAACGAUUCCAUUUAGAGAGAUAUUUCCUGAUGCCAAUCCACAGGCGGUGGAUCUGUUGGAACGCAUGUUGGCAUUUGACCCCAAACAGAGAAUUACGGUGGAUAGUGCAUUGGAACAGCCCUACUUAUCCAUCUGGCACGACCCAAAUGACGAACCUGAAUGUAGCGAGAAGUUCCACUUUGGAUUCGAAAGUGUGAAUGACAUGGAACAGCUAAAAUUGAUGAUUGUGGAGGAAGUUAAUGAGUUUCGGAAGUUUGUUAGGCAACCUAUAAUAGAGAAUGAGCAAUGGCCCCAACAAAGACAGGAAGGUGCUUUGUCAGUAGAGGAGGACACGGAUAGUAAUCGACAAUAUGAUGAUUCUGAUUUUGCGCAACAGUUAAUGUCCUCGCAGUCACCGAUAAUAUUGCAAGAAAGAUAUAUAGGAAUCCAUUCUGAUAAUUUACCUGAACAUAAUACUGACUUUCCACCAAGACCUCAGGAAAAUAUGUUAGCAUCUCCUGCAGGAUUGGCAAUGAGUAGCGGUAACGAAGGUAACGCUGACUAUGGCGACUUUCUGGAUCUUGAGAGAGAACUAGAAUUCGGGUUAGAUAGGAAUUUUUGA
Molecule: messenger RNA, 1428 nt
Organism: Eremothecium sinecaudum
Lineage: Eukaryota; Fungi; Ascomycota; Saccharomycetes; Saccharomycetales; Saccharomycetaceae
Product: mitogen-activated protein kinase
Exons: 1
Coding region: 1-1428 (475 amino acids)
Biological process (GO): intracellular signal transduction; protein phosphorylation
Cellular component (GO): cytoplasm; nucleus
Molecular function (GO): ATP binding; MAP kinase activity
Source: RefSeq, a predicted model, not a curated record